This is a messenger RNA of Petromyzon marinus (sea lamprey), 3936 nucleotides long. RefSeq lists its product as uncharacterized. Gene Ontology annotation, molecular function: double-stranded telomeric DNA binding; telomerase activity; G-rich strand telomeric DNA binding. The record is from RefSeq and is a predicted model, not a curated record. Gene Ontology annotation, cellular component: chromosome, telomeric region; nucleus; shelterin complex. Gene Ontology annotation, biological process: telomeric loop formation; protein localization to chromosome, telomeric region; negative regulation of telomeric D-loop disassembly. NCBI's taxonomy places the organism in Eukaryota, Metazoa, Chordata, Hyperoartia, Petromyzontiformes, Petromyzontidae.
GAUAAUUGCCGUGGUGAUGGUGGUUGCCCCAGCAACGGCGGUUGGCAUGGUGACGACGAUGGUCGCCAUAGUAAUAAUGGUCGCCAUGAAGAUCCCGCUUCUGCGCGGCCACGUGAUGCGGCGGGGCUGAGUCACGUGACACGAAUGCCGACAUGGCGGAGGUCCGUGAUGGCCUCGUCUCAGAGUACCUGAGCGCGCCACUGCUGCGGGAGCGUGGGGACCGCCUCCUCUUCGACCACCUCUACCGCCUCGCCGCCGCCUACUUCGAGCUCGGAGACUACGAGCGCCUCUCCGGCGUCUACCGCGCGGCCAGCGGCGCCCUGCAGUUCCUGCGGGAGGAGCAGCCGAGGCAGGUGCAGUGGAAGUUGAUACAGCUCAUGGAGAUGGUGAUGCGGGGACAAUUCUUUGACCCCGUCCGCGAAGGCAACCAGAUGCUGCUGGAAGGGGCCGUGGAGAUGGUGGACAUGCUGGGCAGGGAGUGUCAGUUGGAGCCCGAGGUCACGCAGGAGGUCACGAGAAUACUCAGGCUCAAGCUCCUGACGGAGGCGCGCGUGCAGGUGCAGCGAAACGAACAGCUCCAGACCGACCUCGUGGACCCUUGGUACUCGCUCGACUUGAAGCCGCAUAUCUUACGAUUCAUCGACUCCGUCCCCCAGAGCAGUCAGGCGUCCUCCUAUGUUCAGCUCCUGAAAGAAAGCCUGCCUCAAGAGACACCUCCAGCUAACAAAACAAAUGGCGGUAAAUUCCUACACAAGGACCACAUCAAGGAGGCCUUCCUGUCCAUCGCCGACUGCCGAGAGGACGCGUUCAAUACCUUCGAGGUCCUGCUGCUCACCGACGUUCCACCUCUGAGCCUCAAACUCGCCCUGCCGGCCAUGGGCGCUGCCGAAAGCUCGCCAGGGUCCGAGCGCCGGGAGGACUCCUCUGUGCCCGAGGGCGCCGCGGCCAAUAAUUCGGUGGCGCCGGCACGGGUCAUCUCUGUGCCGCAGAAACAGUUGUCCCCGGCUAAGAGACUCAUGGGGCCCGAGACUCCUCGACAUGUUCCUGAGGACAGCCGGGAGGAGAAGGAAAAGGUGGUGGCUCCACUACAGGCGACACCACCAUCGCCACCACGGCCACCACCACUAUCCCCUCUCCUUUUGAGCGACUCGGAGGAGCUGCUGCCGAUGCGGAUUGUCCAGAGCAAGCGGAGCGACCAGAGCACAGCUGAGGCGGCGUGCGAUGAUGCCCACCAGAUGAGCACCACCGACUUCAUCCCCUCCACUUACGAGGAGAUACCGCCCACUGCCCCGGCCAAGGAUGUCGCGGGUCCCGGCUCAACUCCACCGAUUUUGGCGAUCAUCGGAAGGAAGAGGACGAGGAGCGACAGCCCCAGGGUUGUGGAGGAGGCGGCCGCCACCCCGCGGCUCGUGGAGGAUGGCGAAGUUGCGGGGCCCAGCAAACCCAGGGCAGCCACGAUCUCGCCAGCGAAGGCGACCUGCGGAAAAUGGGACAAAGGUCACGGGCACCCGACGCGCAACCACGUUGAGCGGAACGGCAGGUUUCCUGGCGACGGCUUCAGCUCAGCGGAGAUACGGCGGCUGUCCCCCUUGAUGAUAAAGGACGAGUGGUCGGAUGAGGAGGACUUAUUUGGGCCGAGCAAGGUGGCAGGAAGACAAUCCAAAUUUGGCUCGUCGGCAAGGAAGAAGAAGAUGUGGACAGAGACGGAGACACAGUGUCUGAAAGAGGGUGUCGCAAGGUUCGGCGUGGGAAACUGGAGCAAGAUCAAGCGGCACUACUCCCUGAGCCGCACCGCCGUGCAGCUCAAGGACCGCUGGAGGAACAUCUCCAAGUAGGGGGGCAGCACUGGGCAAGUGGGCAGCACAAAGUUCCUACAAACAUAGGUUGGAGGGCAUUUGGGCUUAAAAACUAAACUAUAAAACUGUUUUUUAUUUGACCAGGUAAGGGGUGUACUGAGCUAUUUAGCUCUUUUUCAAAAGCGUCCUGGCUAUCACAAAUGGUAGCUCAUCGAAGUGGCUUAUCAUGUGGAAAAUUAGAGCACCCAAGUACUCUAAACGCGUGAUGUUGAUUCUAAAUGUGGAGUGGAAAACCGGAGGACCCGGAGAAAAAUCCACGCGACCAUGAGGAGAGAGACACGCAAACUCCAAACAAUCAGGCGUCAGGGUGGGGAUCGGACCCACGGCCUCCUGCAUACCAGCCGAGGAAGUUAACAUCUCGCUACUGUGGCUUAGGUGGGGAGGGGGAGCCACGUGGGCCACGGCGUCUGGGCUGGGAAGAUCACGCCGGGCAUCGGCGGGCGACGUAGCAUCUCCGGGCGAAAGCGUGCGCCGUCGCGAGGAGCGGCCGUGAGGGAACGCGCAGAGGGCCCGACGGUUCGCAGCGCGGCCCCCGCGGCUCGUCGGUGCAGGAAAACCCCUCGACGCAAUGCGACGGGCAACCAACAAAGUCUCCUAUGGCUGCCGUGGACAGGGGGACAGUCCGAGAGACGAUCGUCGUCACUGCUGAAAAGUGUUUUUGAUAUGGGAACGGCUGGCACCCACGUGUCCAUUGGCGUGCAUUCCUCUCCCUGGCACUUCCUGCCACAAUGCAGCACUCUGCUGGGAGCAGUGAGGGGGGGGGUCUCAGGACAGCUACCCGCGCUGGAGUGCGCAGGACACCGCCGCCCCCACCUCCCUCCAUAUUGGCGGGGAGAGCGCCCACUUGUCUUCUCUGUGCCCAGCCGCGGGCAUGGAAUUCACAGCGCCACCUUCCGACCCUCUGGAGUUUGUUUUUUGACAAUCAGGAAUGGAUGCCGUGGGUCCCUGGCGCUUCACUUGGGAGAGAAUGAGCGUGCGAGACGAUGGCAUUCAACGUUGGUUGGUAAAUUAAGUUGUCGGUCUAGUUUGUGUCGUGACGUCGCCGUCGCUACUGCGAGGCAGUCCGUGUUGCAUUGCAGUGGCGUCUGGUGUGUGUAGUGUCUGUGGUGUAUGUGGUGUGUGUGUGGUGUGUGUGUGUGGUGUGUGGCCAGGUAAACACGCACGGGGUGACGUGAAGACGCUGCCACGAAAGACACUCGCACAAUUUCAUUACAAUGGGUUUUGUCAAAAGACACACGGUCGACCCUUGGGGGUUGGGAAUCAUAACUCCCCUUACCCGCCCCCCCGGACCCUCCCCUUCUUCCCUGGAUGUUGUGGUUUUACAUUCGAGAUCUUGGUUUCCUUAGGCCCUAAUUUUUGAAUGUUUGUCUUUUUCUUCAAAUAAAUCUUGGCUGUUCUGUCAGUUUGUUCUGCUGGCGUCACGUGCUGAGAUGAAGGAUUCACUUGGAUGUCUUCGCAGAGCAGUGCUAAGAGAAUGUAACCUGCGGAAGUGGAUAUCAUCGAGCUACAGCUGAGAUCCAUUCAAGUGACCUGCUCUGAAUUAGUCCAGGCCUGAAGAGUCCUCUUCCUUUCUGAGGGUCCGAUUCGGACUCUCAAAUGGCAUACAAAGUCAGAGUGAUCUCCUGCUGCUGAAAUGAACAUGGAGGCAUUAGUGCUCAUCUUCUGUUUAUACCACUGAGCUUGUGGAAAUUCCACGUUCAUAUGGCGGGGCGAGUAUAUCCAGAGGAUAACGGCUGUUGACUUCCCAAAAUAUUGGAACUUAUUUUAUCUGACCCACCCCCACCAUCCAGGAUUUGAACUCGCAACCUUCGUAUUGCGAGCUGCUCACUCUGCUGAUGAGCCACCUGAUGGGCAAAGAUAGAGAUCCCCCGUGUAGCCUUACCAGACUGUUGGUGCUGUUAGCGAGUCACACCUAUGAAAAUCGGCACGGCGCACGAGGAGUUGGGUGGUGAUGUUUUCUGCACACUGCUCACAUUUCCGCACGCGUCGGGCACAGGAGGAACGUCGUACGUGCAGAGUCGGGGUCGCCGUGAUGUCAUGUUCCACGAUAUGCUAUUAAACGUGACGAUACGACUUAUGA